Peniophora sp. CBMAI 1063 is the source of this 345-nucleotide messenger RNA. The record is from the annotation of a GenBank genome assembly. Lineage: Eukaryota; Fungi; Basidiomycota; Agaricomycetes; Russulales; Peniophoraceae.
AUGUUCCUUCUUUUCUUUGCCGCCACCGCCGCCGCCGCGGUCUUGUUCCUCCUCCGCAUUCCCUCGGUAUGGCAGUCGCUCAUGGCACUCGACGACGCCGGCGACAUGCACGAACUCGGCAUGGCAUUGGUGGCUGCACGUAAUCCGUUUAGGGAGCAGGGCCCUCCAGUGUGCAUGGCAAAGCUCAUCAUGCUCCGCCACAAGUUGAACCAGGUCAACUCGCGAAAACAGCGCCGGUCACCGUCACCCGCGCGUCAGGCGCGCGCGUGCCCGCCUCCACGCCAGCGCUCGCCCGCCCUGCCGUGGGUCCGGAUGCAGCACCGCGGCAGCCUGUCGCACAAUUGA